This is a messenger RNA of Paracoccidioides brasiliensis Pb18, 1062 nucleotides long. RefSeq lists its product as uncharacterized. The transcript has 2 exons. Gene Ontology annotation, biological process: proteolysis. The coding region runs from base 1 to 1062 and encodes 353 amino acids. The record is from RefSeq and is a predicted model, not a curated record.
AUGGGUGAUCUUGGCCCUCUCGUGUCCGACGAGCUGGAACAGGUGCCAAAUCCCCUUACCGUGACCAGGGACUCUGUGAAGGAUAUCAAUGUGCUGGUGACUGGCUUUGGCCCUUUCAAAACCAACGCCGUAAACCCCUCGUACCUGAUCGCUUCAGCCCUGCCCAAAACAGUCACUCUACCCCAAGCCUCCCCCACCUCCCCCACCUGCUAUGCCCGCAUCCAUAUCCACCCGGAGCCGAUCCGCGUCUCCUAUGCCGCCGUUCGCUCCGCCGUGCCCACAAUAAUUGAAAGCUUCAAGAAAGACAAUGAUGGCCGCCCGCCAGAUCUUAUCAUUCAUAUCGGCAUGGCUUCCACCCGUGAGUGCUACACAGUCGAAACAGUGGCCCAUCGCGACGGCUACAACAUCACCGAUGUAGAUGAACAAGUUGGCUUCAAGGCGGGCGAAGCUCUCUGGAAAGAGGCCGGGUUGCCUGCUGUGCUUAGACCGGGUCCAUCCACUACAUCCACCAAUGAUGGUGACGAGAGUUCUGCUCCGAGGAAAUCAGCAGCUACCGCUGUCUACACUACCAGAGAUAUCUCAAGCACCUCAACCUUCAUCACAAGCACUAGAGGUGGCACAACCACCACAUUGACUACUACUACUACUAGCACUACUACUACCACGGCCAGGACAAAAGCUCCACCCUUGUCCUCACCAUCACCAGACGAACAAGACCAAGUCCAAGACCAAACGCAAACACUACGCAACACAAUAACCACCACCAUUGCCUCAACCGCACCCAAGACACCGACCUCUCCGUCCCCGCCAGACGCACGUUUCCUCAAGACAUGGCGAUCCUUCGCACCGCAGACGGCAGAGUUGUGCCUCUCCGAUGAUGCUGGGAGGUAUCUCUGCGAGUUUAUCUUCUAUACGAGCUUGGCGCAGGCAUAUAUGGAGCGGAGGAAUCGGAGUGUUGUGUUUCUGCAUGUGCCUGGGCGGACGGAUGAGGCGGGUAUUGAGAUUGGGAGGGAUGUUACGGUGGCAUUGGUGAAGUGUUUGGUUGCUUGUUGGGUUGAUUGA